AUGAGUUGGGCUUUCUUUAUUUUGAUUUGAAGGGUGUGUUGCUACAGUCUCAAUUCUUUCAUCUAUUUUUCCUCCACAUUUGAAGUUGAUGCUGUUCGUUAAAGCUGUAAUUUUGAUGACCCACAAAGCGUUGACCAAAACUCCGCUGAGUCCUUCCCCUUUUGAUCCUUUCCAAAUGAAAUUUAUCCAAUUUGAGGACUUUCUUUUUCCCACGCUUGGACCGAUGGUGGCUUUGUUUUUGGUUGCUCGGUCGUCAACCCCCUCCAUUUUAAUAUUCCCAUUUGGUUCAUCAAGAACGUUUCAACCCCGCGGCCUUCAUAACAUCCCCAUCCCCACUUGACCCAAUUGCCGAUUCCCAUGUCGAUCGAUUUCUGUUGUGGGUUUCUCAUGUUCUUUCUUUUUUGAUUCAAUUGGAUACAUAUCUGGCCGAAAAUGAAGUUUCGCAGUCUUCUUUCUAGUUGUUGUUACUCUCCAUCGCAGACAGCCAUGGAAAACAGCCGCCACGAUAGACAGGACAAUGAGAGUUUUCGUGUGUACUCUUAUAGCGAGCUUAAAUCAGCCACCAAUGGAUUUAGUGGAGCGAAUAAGGUUGGAGAGGGCGGAUUUGGUACUGUUUACAAGGGUCGGCUUCGAGAUGGCAGGAAGAUUGCUGUGAAGGUGCUUUCUAUUGAGGUAGAAUCCAUGAGAGGAGAAAGGGAGUUCAUUGCUGAAUUAACUUCACUUUCUAACAUUAGACAUGAAAAUCUGGUUGAGCUUAAAGGGUUUUAUGUUGAUGGAAGCAACAGAUAUUUAGUCUAUGAUUACAUGGAAAACAACAGCCUUGCAUAUGCUCUUCAGGGUGUGAGGGAAAAUAGAAUGAGACUUAGUUGGAUAGCCAGAAAGGAAAUUUUGAUUGGAGUAGCUCGUGGGCUUGCCUAUCUUCAUGAGGAGGUUGAGCCACAUAUAGUUCAUAGAGAUAUAAAAGCCAGCAAUAUACUACUCGACCAUAAUUUUAAGCCUAAAGUUGCGGAUUUUGGAUUGGCUAAGUUGUUGAGAGAGAACAGUUCUCAUGUUAGUACUCGUGUUGCUGGCACAAUAGGAUACCUUGCUCCAGAAUAUGCUGUGAGCGGCCAUUUGACACGAAAAUCCGAUAUCUACAGCUUUGGGGUGUUGUUGUUGGAGAUUGUUAGCGGAAGAGCAACUGUUGAUUUUGAUUUGGAACAUGGUGAACACCAUUUAGUUCAAAGGGUAUGGGAACAUUACAAGGCAAAUGAGCUAGUAAAAUUGAUAGAUCCCGUGCUUGACGCAGACUUCCGAGAAGAAGAAGCCGUUAGAUUUAUGAAGAUUGGUCUACUCUGUGUGCAAGAAAACCCAACGAAACGACCACGGAUGUCUCUUGCUGUAAGCAUGUUGAUAAAGGACACUGACCUUAAUGAACACAAUAUUUCACAACCAGCACAUAUUAUUGACUUCAUGGACAUUAAAAUGGGUAAAGGAAACUCAUCAACUAGCUUUUUCUCCAAGGUUUCCACAGCAAAUAGCAUGUAAAUCUUCUAUUCUCUUAGGGAAAAGAUAAAGUUGGAAGUCGGAGAAAUGAUUCUAGUUGGAGCCUUUUGAAAAUCUAGUCUGUGUACAUAGAUGAUUUAGUAGAGCUCUUACCUUGUUUUUCACCCCAAAAUUUCGUCGAGGGGUCGGUAUAUUCAUGGUAGAGGGAGGGUGAAUAACAGAGAAAUGUGCAGAGUUUUGUUUCUUUCUUCCAUUUUCUUCAUUUGAAUUCUUAAAUUCCAUUACUUUUUUCUUUGCCA
Cucumis melo (muskmelon) is the source of this 1784-nucleotide messenger RNA. RefSeq names its product putative serine/threonine-protein kinase. The transcript is spliced from 6 exons. NCBI's taxonomy places the organism in Eukaryota, Viridiplantae, Streptophyta, Magnoliopsida, Cucurbitales, Cucurbitaceae. The record is from RefSeq and is a predicted model, not a curated record. Gene Ontology annotation, molecular function: protein kinase activity; ATP binding. The coding region runs from base 433 to 1527 and encodes 364 amino acids. Gene Ontology annotation, biological process: protein phosphorylation.